Culicoides brevitarsis is the source of this 1772-nucleotide messenger RNA. RefSeq names its product protein disulfide-isomerase TMX3 (gene Tmx3). Gene Ontology annotation, cellular component: endoplasmic reticulum. NCBI's taxonomy places the organism in Eukaryota, Metazoa, Arthropoda, Insecta, Diptera, Ceratopogonidae. Gene Ontology annotation, biological process: peptidyl-cysteine oxidation. The coding region runs from base 122 to 1429 and encodes 435 amino acids. The record is from RefSeq and is a predicted model, not a curated record. Gene Ontology annotation, molecular function: protein disulfide isomerase activity. The transcript is spliced from 4 exons.
UUUGAGCAUCGCCCAUCGAAAAAAAAAUCAAAGGAAAAAAUAUUUUUUAUCAAAUUUUCCGAAAAUUUUGUGCCAGAGAAUGUUUUUAAUCUAAGAAAGUCACAGAAGUAUUUCCGCAAAAAUGUUUUUUCCUUAUAAAUUUUACCUGAUCUCCGUACUUUUGCUAGUCACUUCUGUCUUCGUGAUUGACGGCUCAAAGGUGAAUGCUGAUGUUUUGGAGCUCAGUGACAAGAUAAUCGAUGUGCAUCACGAAGGCAAAGGAUUGUGGUUCGUCAUGUUUUAUGCCCCAUGGUGCUCUUACUGCAAGCGUUUGGAGCCGAUUUGGAGUCAUGUCGCCCAAACGUUGCACAGCACGAACAUCCGCGUUGGACGACUCGAUUGCACGCGCUUCACAAAUGUCCAAAAACACUUUGAAAUCACGGGAUAUCCGACAAUAAUGUUCCUCAAAUACGGACAAGAGUUUGUUUAUUCGGGCGAACGAUCGAAAGACGACUUGCUGCAUUUCGUGAUGCGACUUUCGGGACCUCCGGUGCAAGCGGUGAAACUUCCCGACGCUUUAGACACCAUCAAAGCCACGAAUCCCGUGUGGUUUGCCUUCAUUGGACAACAAGAAAACCAUUUGUGGACCUCAUACAACUCGAUUGCGGAGAAAUUUCAAGCACAUUCCUAUUUUUACUCGAUUCCGCUCGACAUCGCAAGUCGUCAUCUCUCCAUUGACAGCGAACCAGCCAUUAUCGUACACAAAGAUCGAAGUAUCACGCAUUUUCCGAUGGCUUCGGACUUUGAAUCUGUUGAUCCGGAUCAUCUCAACGAAACCUUGCAUCAAUGGAUCAACGAAGAACGUUUCCAAACAUUCCCGAAAGUGACGCGAAAUAAUUUGCAUCAUAUUGUGCAGACAGGAAAAUAUCUUGCGCUCGUCGUUGUCGAAGAAAAUAAACUUUUGGAAGUUGCGACACACGAAUUGGAGUUCAAAGAUAUGGUCGAAGAGUUUGUUUUCAAGAAUAAACACAAAUUUCACAAAAGAUUCCAAUUUGGAUGGACCGGAAAUCCAGAUUUAUCGCAUUCGUUAGCUUCGAAAUUCAUAUCGACGCCUCAUUUGAUCGUCCUGAAUGCAACUACGAAUGAGCAUCAUUUGCCGGAUGAUGAUCCGUUGCAGUUGACACACGAAGCAAUUGAUAGUUUUCUUGAAAGUAUUCACAAUUGUACUGCUACGGCUUAUGGCGGCAAUGGUCUCAUGACACGCGUUUAUCGUGCCUAUUUCGAGGCAAAGAAGAGCUUGCAGGAAAUGUGGCGCGGAAAUCCCGUCUUAACAUGCCUCAUAUUCGGUCUUCCAAUGGGCUUUUUCUCGCUGAUCGUGUAUUCGAUAUUCUGCGCCGACAUCCUGGAUGCCGAAGAGGAAACCGAAGAAACUCACGAAAAGAAGGAAUAAACGUUCCCCCCUCUUGAAAUUUAGCCAAAUUCAGUUGAACAAAUCGACGUUAUUUAUUAUUUUACGUAAAAUUAGUGAAAAAUUUUUGAAUGGAGCAUUACUUAGUAAAUUGUGUGACGAUUUUAUUAUUAUUUAAAAAUUAAAAAAAAAUGAAAGAAAGCGAAAGCCGGUAUGCGAGAGAAAUUUCAAACAAUAAAAAUGAGUAAAUUUGACUUCAAAUCGUCGUUCUGACAUCCUCGAGGAUCGUUAAAUCCCGUAAUCAUCGUCGUCAUCGGAGUCGAUUUGGGCACGUCUUCUAUCGAAUUUCACCAUACUUUCGCUUUUGGGCAUUUGUUUGUUCAAA